GAGGACCUUUUCAAGCCCGGGCCCGCCGUCAAGCGCGAGCGCAGCGGGGGCGAGCAGCUCGUCUCGUUUGAGCACGGCGGGGGCGACAAGCAGCCCGUCUCGUUUGAGCGCGGCGGCGGGGGCGAGCGCUCGUCCCAUGUGAGUGCGGCGGCGGAGGAGCGCGCCGAGGAUCCACCGGUGGCAGUUGGAGUUACGGACAUGCCCGUUUCGGAGUUCGCGCUCACGAAGCAGUACGUCGUCAAGGGGGCCCAGCCCCUCGGUCGGGUGCGCGACGCGGUCGCCCGCGUCUACACGACGAAUUUGUCUACGCAGAAUUGGUAUCGUGACUUGAAGAGGCCCACUGCGAUGGCGCUCCGCCAGCGCUUCAACGAACACGCACCGAAAAUUGAGGGAAGACAGGACAUCGACAUGUCCACCAGAUACAAGCAGCUCCAACAGUGGCUGGAUGACCUGCUGGGGCUCUACAAGUCCAUGACGGCAUGCAACGAUGCGACCAAGCCCGCCCUCCUGCACGGGGCCGCGGAAUUCUUCGAUCGCUUGGCCAAGCCUCUCGAAGCCAUGAACCUCGCCUUAGCCCCUGACCUCGCCAUUUGGAAG
This is a messenger RNA of Prorocentrum cordatum, 597 nucleotides long. The record is from the annotation of a GenBank genome assembly. Lineage: Eukaryota; Dinophyceae; Prorocentrales; Prorocentraceae.